This is a messenger RNA of Labeo rohita (rohu), 5665 nucleotides long. It is a transcript of the gene ighmbp2, whose product is annotated as immunoglobulin mu DNA binding protein 2. Gene Ontology annotation, molecular function: ATP hydrolysis activity; zinc ion binding; RNA binding. The transcript is spliced from 15 exons. Bases 153 to 3155 code for a protein of 1000 amino acids. NCBI's taxonomy places the organism in Eukaryota, Metazoa, Chordata, Actinopteri, Cypriniformes, Cyprinidae. The record is from RefSeq and is a predicted model, not a curated record.
ACAGACAUGACAGCUCCAUAUACACUUCUGCCAGUUAACACAGUUGUUAUUUUUUACGUUAUAAACAUUUGAAUGUUUAUUAUAUAAGUUGUAAAUAACUAGAGGACGUGUCAAGCGUAUCCUUUUAGAUCAGUCGAGUUGAUUUGACAGCUAUGGAGGUUGAAAACUUCGUUUCUAAGACUCUUGAGCUCCUGCAAGAAGAGAGAGAAGCAGAAUUGGAAGAAACACGAGCAUGGCAAGAGAAUUUAUCUCCCAAGAAUUUGCAGCACAAAGGAGUGUAUCUGCUGAAACUUCAGAUCGCAAGUCAGCGUACUGGCAUGUAUGGCAGACUUCUGGUCGUUUUUGAACCCAGGAAAUGUAUAGGACCCUCAAUUCUGCCUAGCAACACCUUUGGACCUGGUGAUAUUAUAGGUUUGUAUCAGUCAGAGGGUCAAGGUCAGCCAUCUCAGCUGGGUUCAGGUGUGGUGACACGUGUGACUCAAGCGUCACUGACGGUGGCAUUUGAUGAGACACAAGAUGGUAUGAACUUGGACAGAGAUGGACUUUACAAUCUAAUGAAGCUGGCAAAUGAUGUGACCUACAGGAGACUGUCAAGUGCCUUAAAGUCUUUAAAUGGAUACGGCAGUGGUCCUGCAUCUCACCUGAUCAGUGUCCUCUUUGGUUACUCAGAACCAGGGAUAUUAUCACAUCAGCAUGCACUGGAAUUUAGCAACACUGGGUUAGAUAAUUCUCAGAAAGAGGCUGUGUGCUUUGCAUUAUCUCAAAAAGAUGUUGCAAUCAUACAUGGGCCACCAGGAACUGGCAAAACCACUACAGUUGUUGAAGUAAUCCUGCAGGCAGUAAAACAGGAACAGAAGGUCCUUUGCUGUGCUCCUUCCAAUGUGGCUGUUGAUAACUUGGUGGAGCGCCUGGCAAAGAGCAAGGUCAAGGUUUUAAGAUUGGGUCACCCAGCCCGUCUGCUCGAGUCGAUUCAGAAGCACUCCCUGGAUGCCGUCCUUGCACACAGUGACAACACCAACAUCAUUUCUGAUAUUCGCAAGGACAUGGACAAAGCUUUAAAUGAAAUGAAGAAGGCUCGAGACAAAGGCCAACGGAGCAAUCUGAGACGGGAAAUCGGGGAACUGCGGCGAGAGCUGAGGACCAGGGAGGAAACUGCUAUCACUCAGAUCCUGAAAAGAGCCGAUGUUAUUCUAGCAACUAACACUGGAGCCUCUGAUGAUGGUCCUCUCAAACAUCUUCCUAAUGAUCAUUUUGACCUGGUGGUGAUAGAUGAGUGUGCUCAGGCUCUAGAGAGCAGCUGUUGGAUCGCUCUGCUCAAAGCACGCAAGUGCAUACUGGCUGGGGAUUACAAACAGCUGCCACCCACAAUCAAAUCACAGAGUGCUGCAUCUAAAGGCCUGUCUGUCAGCUUAAUGGAGAGGCUGAUAACGAAAUACGGCAACUCAGUGGUUCGAAUGUUGACCACUCAGUACCGUAUGAACAGUGCCAUCAUGCAGUGGGCUUCAGAGCAGAUGUAUGAAGGCAAACUGAUCGCACACUCUUCAGUGGAGAAACACCUGCUUAGAGACCUGGCUGGUGUCGCUGAUGUUGAAGAAACUAGAAUUCCCCUUCUGCUUAUUGACACUGCAGGCUGUGGCCUGAAUGAGAUGGAGGACACAGACGAGCAGUCCAAAGGAAAUCAAGGAGAGGUAGACAUUGUGGCUCUUCAUAUAAAGGCGCUUACCGAGGCUGGAGUUCAAGUCAAAGACAUUGCGAUUAUCGCACCCUAUAAUCUCCAGGUGGAUCUUUUGAGACAGAAACUGUCCCAUAAAUACGCAGAGCUGGAGAUCAAGUCUGUUGAUGGCUUCCAGGGCAGAGAGAAGGAGGCAGUGGUGUUGUCAUUGGUCAGAUCCAACAGGAAAGGUGAGGUUGGAUUUCUUGCUGAAGACAGAAGAAUCAAUGUGGCUGUGACUCGUGCCAGACGCCAGAUUGUGGUAGUGUGUGAUUCUCAGACUGUUCGAAACCAUGACUUCCUCAAAUCCCUAGUGGACUAUAUGUCUGAACACGGAGAAAUUCGCACUGCCUUUGAGUAUCUGGAAGACUGUGUGCCACAGAAUUACAUACGUGAUGAAAAGGACAAACAGACCAACAGCAAAGACGCUGCUUCUACAAAACAGAAGCCCAAGAACCAAGGCAAGAAGACAGAACAAGAACAGAAGAAAAGUGCAAACAACAAAAGUAAAGGAGUGAAUCUGUCCAGUGUUCAGCCUGACCAACAUAAAAACACCAGUUCACACCAUUCUAAAACCCAAGAUGCUGAACAGACACAAAACAGGAGAAAAGAAAUAAAGGACCAACUUCUGGACUUUCUGAAAGACCCAAACAAGACAGAGCUGCAGUUUCCUUCCACACUAAAUUCUCACGAGCGUCUGCUGGUCCAUGAGGUCUCUGAAGAAAUGGGACUGAGGCAUGAAAGCCAAGGACAAGGGAAACACCGUCGCAUCACUGUGUCCCGGCCAUUAUCAGUACCUGAAACGUCAGUGGAGCCUGAACAACCAGACGUGACUGCACAUACAGCAGCGAAGCUGCAAGAAGAGUUACAAAAAGGACCUUCGCAGCCAGCUGUUGAUCUGAAAAGCUUACAUUUGGAACGAAUGCGCCGGGAGCAGGAGAAACGAGAGGAGAAAAAGCAGCAAAAACAACAAAGUCUGAGACAGGAACCGGAUCACAAUACUAGUAAAAGCCAGUCUGUUAAGAAACCCAAAGGAACUUCCAAAGGAAACACUAAGAUAAAAGCAGGAGCCACAGAUAUAGCUGCAGCUGCCAUGCCAGAUGAUGAUUUUGAUGCUCUCAUCAAUGCUGUGGUUAAAGCCGAUAGCGUUUGUGGUUUUGUGAAGUGCAAAGCCAGCGUCCAGACACUAGGCCAACUCUGCCUCUAUUGUAACAGACAGUACUGUCUGAGUCACCAUAUACCUGAGGUGCACGGAUGUGGAGACAAGGCAAAAGCACAAGCUAGAAUGAGGAUAAGUAAAGAAGGAGUGCUUUACGCAGGAAGUGGACAGAAGGACAAAUCAAUGGAUCCAAACAAAAAAGCAUAUCUGCAGAGAAAACUAGACUCUAAACUCAAAGACAUGGCAUCUCAGAGAAAAACUAAAACUAAAGACAAAGAGAACUGACAUUCUAGGAGACACUAGAUCAAUCUCAUGUUGUGUGAUAUAAAUGUGAUGGUUAUUUAAUUGAUAAUAUGUAUAGAAUUAUAAAUUUCUGUGCUUUAAUUUUGAGCUGCACAAACAUUUAUGAGCCACAUAAGGCUGAGAACAGCUGCUAUUUAUUACAGAUCCACAAUGGCAUGGUUCAUUGGCAAGCAAAUCACAAAGACCAUCCAUGUUUUAUUACUCCCGACUGGCACUGUGACUGAAAAGUGGGUUUCUGAAUGUCUCGGGCUGUGCUUAAAAUACCCACCCUAAUUCUAGUCUGAAAUCCCUUUACAAGAUUUAUGUCUUGCAGAAUUAUUGUUGGGAGCUUAAGUAGUUGCUCCACUGUGUCUCUUAGUGAUUGAUGCAUUGAUUAUUAAUGUCAUAAGUAAUCUCCCAGUUAGCUCAUAAAACUCUGAAGUGCACAGGCAGAACUGAGCUUUGGCUUGGGUCCAUUUAAUACUGGAUUUUAUAUAUUUAGUCUACAUACUGCAAGUGCUCAUGUAGCUUGGUAUAUCUGUCCACAAGAGGACAUUAGAGACUCAGGUGGCAUUGUGAGCUCUGUGGAUGCAGUUAGUGGAAGAUUUGCACGGUGAACACAUUAGAAAGAGUACUUCUGGUGACAAUGUUUCUGAUAGCCAGAAAUCGUAUGACAAAAUAUUGUGUGCAACAGCUUUUGAGAGUUCGGUCUUUGCAAAGUGCUUUCAAAUUUUCCUUCAAGCUACUUAUGUGUCACUGAAUACUACAUUAAAAACAUAAAUGUUUGAUCAGAUUUGUUUGUGCAGUGCACAGUUGUUAAUGGAUUUUAAAAUGUUAUCUAAAGAUCAUUUAUAAUUAAUGAAUUUUUCAAUUUGAGAACAUGGUCUGAUUGAAACAUCUGAGCUAACAGAACUGCAAUAUUUGUAAUACUGUAAGUACAGUAGUAGUAGUUUUCUUUGGCUGUCCUAUGUGACUUCCAGAUGACUCAGGUAGAUGAUACUCUGCGCUAGAAAUGCUUAGGCCUAAAAUAGCUCUGCAAUGUUCUGAAUCAGGAAUAACCAUUUGGCUCAAGUAAAUAGUUACAAAAUGGAAAUAUCCUUAAAGAAAUAUGAAACAAGCUGUGGAUUUGCUUUUUGUAUGAUCACUGUUUCACACAGCAGUGACGUAGUUCAUUAAUGAAUAGAACAGCUGAAUUUCAACUAAAGUUUAAUGUUUUUUUUUAAAAGUUUAAUGCAAUUAUGGAUAAACAGAGCACAACUGAAAUCAGUCAAAAGUUUUUGAACAGUAAGAUUUUUAAUGUUUUUUUUUUUUAAAGAAGUCUCUUCUGCUCACCAAGCCUGCAUUUAUUUGAUUUAAAGUUCAGCAAAAACAGUAAAACUUUUAAAUAUUUUUACCAUUUAAAAUAACUGUUUUCUAUUUAAAUAUAUUUUAAUUAUAUGUAAUUUAUUCCUGUGAUUUCAAAGCUGAAUUUUUAGCAUCAUUACUCCAGUCUUGUGUCACAUGAUCCUUCAGAAAUCAUUCUAAUAUUCAGAUUUGCUGCUCAAACACAUGUAUUAGCAUGUUGAAAACAGCCAAGUAGAAUUGUUCAGGUUUCUUUGAUGAACAGAAAGUUCAGAAGAACAGCAUUUAUCUGAAAUAAAAAAAUUAUAAAUGUCUUUAUCAUCACUUUUGAUCAAUUUAAAUCAUCCUUGCUAAAUAACAGUAUUAUUUUCUGUUAUUUCUUUUUUUUUCUUAUAAAAAAUUAUAAUGAUUUUUAGCUUUUUAAUUGUAAAGUGUAUAAUGUUGAUGAAAAAUGCUGAUCUUUGGAUCUUUCUAUUCAUCAAAGAAUCCUGAAAAAAUGUACUCAACUGUUUUAAAUAUUGAUAAUAAUAGUGAAAAAUGUUUUUUUGAACAGCAAAUCAGCAUAUUAGAAUAAUUUCCUAAGGAUCAUGUGACAGUGAAGACUGGAGUAAUGGAUGCUGAAAUUUUUGUUCUGAUCACAGGAAUAAAUUACAUUUUAAAAUAUAUUUAAAUAGAAAGCAGUUAUUUUAAAUAGUAAAAAUAUUUCACUAUAUUACUGCUUUUGCUGUAUUUUGGAUCAAAUAAAUGCAAUAUAUGCAAGCCCGGAUUAACCAUACGGGCAACUGGGCAAUUGCCCAGGGGCCCACGACAUCUAAAGGGCCCAGGACAGCAAGGGCACGAGCAAAAUACUAUAUCUGUAAUCUCCCGCUUUAUAUUUAACAAACUGUCCAUCCGGGCUUUUGCGCUGCACAGAGAUAUGCUGAGCUGCCUAUGACUUUGAACGUGAGUUGAGAGCGGUUGAGAGUCAGUCUCAUGCGGACUGACCAAUGAAGAGAGGGCCUCAAGUUAAGACCCUCUCCUCAUUGGUCAGUCCGCAUGAGGUGGGUCAAAGCUUACGCCGAGCCCGAGCGCGUUACGUGACGUCAGGCGUUGCUACAACAGAAAAAAAAAAAAAAAUCAGACACAAUGGAGAAGCUAAGUGGGAGCGCGAAGCGAAAAUUAAAAAAGGAAAA